Vanessa tameamea is the source of this 3722-nucleotide messenger RNA. Its product is annotated as neogenin-like. The record is from RefSeq and is a predicted model, not a curated record. Gene Ontology annotation, molecular function: protein binding. Gene Ontology annotation, biological process: cell-cell adhesion. Bases 119 to 3124 code for a protein of 1001 amino acids. The transcript has 18 exons. NCBI's taxonomy places the organism in Eukaryota, Metazoa, Arthropoda, Insecta, Lepidoptera, Nymphalidae.
CGGACGCGAGACGGGGUGGGUGUGUCACUUUGGACUCUGAAUAGAUCGCGAUGUCAAUGUAUGUAAUGUUUAGUGACUAUGUGUGAAGUGCGAAGUGGUGAUUAUAAGUAGUGUCAGUAUGGUCGCGGGGGUAAUUAAAACAGAUAAACGUGCAUGGAACCAGUUCAAGUCCGUUUUGCUUCUGCAUCUUUUGUUCACUUUUCAUGUCACAAAAGCGCAAAGUCGGGCGCCUAGGAUAAAAGAACACCCUGCAGACACGAUAGUCGGGAGAAGUGAACCCGCUACAUUACGGUGUGUAGCUGAAGGGAAGCCCAAACCAACGAUCCAGUGGUAUAAAGACGGAUCUCCUCUCGCACCUACUGAUCACCCUCACAGGGUUUUACUGGAAGAUGGACUCUUGUUUCUUAGAGUUAUGCGUAGCAAGAAAGAGAGCGAUGAAGGCGUGUAUUGGUGCGUUGCGCACAACACAGUUGGGGAGGCCGUCAGCAAAAACGCUACACUCACUAUUGCUGUACUUCGCGAAGACUUUCGAAACGAACCUAGGGACGUUAAAGUACCUAGCGGCGAGCCGGCAUUUCUUGAAUGUGCUUCUCCAAGAGGAAUACCAGACCCUUCAGUGCAUUGGACAAAAGACGGUCACAGUUUAGAUGUCGAAGUAAACGGAAGAAUAACGAUCAUAGACGGUGGUAAUUUAAAGAUUCUAGAAAGUCUUCCAUCAGAUAGUGGCGUCUAUAGAUGUCUUGCGUCUAAUGUAGCCGGAGAAAGACAAUCGCGUCCUGCAACUUUACUCGUAUUACGCAGACCGCAUUUUCUAGUGAAACCCAAUAACAUAACGGCACUAAUUGGUCAGAACAUUGAGUUUCAUUGCCAAGCUACACCCGAAUCUGAUGUUUCAGUAACAUGGUCAAGGGAUAAAGGAUUAUUAUCACCUUAUGCAAUAAUACGUCGAGGUUCUUUACGAAUUGACAGAGUUAUGGCUUCAGAUGGCGGCACUUAUACUUGUCGAGCUGAAAGUCAGGCUGGAUUUAGUGUUGCUUCUGCAACGUUAACAGUUCAUUCAUUGCCCCAUUUCACGCGAGUUCCUUCAGACCAAACGGCGUGGGAAGGGGAAUCUGUAUCAUUUCCAUGCGAGGCUGAUGGAACACCGAAACCGAUUGUAUUUUGGACAAUGGAAGGAUCUCAGGAAUUAGUAUUUCCGAAUUCAAUACAUGGGACUGGGUCGCUUUAUUUGGAUCGCGUGGUCACACAACACGCUGGUAGAUUGACUUGUGUAGCUGUUAGUGCAGCAGGCAGUGCUUUACACACAGCCACUUUGCAGGUUUUAAGAAGAGAAGCUAACUCAUUUAAUGGUAAUUCUGAAUCAUCAUCCCCAUAUCCAGAGUUAAAUAAACCUCAGAAUCAUCCCCCGAUGACGCAGUAUGAAUUAGUUCAAGCACGUCGGUAUUUGCAACAAGAUGUUUUAGCUUUGAGGCGAGUGGAAGGAAUUUCGUCUACAACAUUAAAAAUUGUUUGGGAUGUGUUAACAGACUACAACGAAUAUUUAGAAGGAGUAAAGAUAUGGUUUAAUGGAACAUCACUUAAUCGACAGUUUAUCGUAGAUGUACAAAAUUACGAACAAUCAAAUAAUUCUUUAGAAAGUUUUAUGGAGUUAACUAAAUAUGAUAAUUUUUCGAUGACCACCGUCCAUAACAGUGGUUCAUCAAGUCACCUGUUAACUGGGUUGAUACCAUAUGCACAAUACAAUAUAUUUUUGAUGCCAUUUUACAAAUUGCUAUUAGGAAAACCGUCCAAUAUGCGGAGCGGUUUUACGGAGGAAGAUGCUCCUUCUGCACCACCUCUGAAUGUAUCAGCUGGAGUAAUUAAUGCUACAUCAGCAUGGAUUCGUUGGGACCCUCCCCCUGUACAUACAUGGAAUGGUGAACUUUCUGGAUACUUGAUUGAAGUUCGUGUGGGUGGGGGUAACAGUGGUCGAGUGGUAGGCCAAAUGUCACUCGGAGCACGCACAAGGGCAGCAGCGGCUAGCUCUUUACGUGCGGGUGGUAGAUAUAGCGCUCGAGCUGCUGCAGUUACGCGUCGCGGCCACGGACCUUUUAGUACGCCCGCUCACAUACACAUGCUACCAACACAUACGCAGCGACACUACGUACAAACGGAACCUGCAACAGAUAAGGCGAUAUUGUCGAUGUUCCAAGAAACUUGGCUUCUCGUGCUCAUGUUAUUUUUGUUAGCUAUAAUAAUAUUAGGUUCGGUUACUAUUGUUUAUUUUCGACGAAAACAAUCGAAACAACGAAAGAGUCAUAAUUCUGCAGGUACUCCAAUUACAAAUACUCAGUGUUUAUUGGGUAAAGAGGCAGUGUGGCUUCGAGAAAGACCUUUAUAUGAAGGGUCUAAUGAACCUCGAAUAGAAAUAUUGAAUUGUCAUCAAAGUCUAUUGCACAGUGGACACACAAUAGGUACAAUGGCUAUGGAAGCUGAAUACAGUCUUCCACAACAUACAAGCGCUAUUAAUAUGAUGUCACAUGAAGAUAAUAGACGACAUCCUCCAGAACCAUACGCGUCAAGUGCCAUUUAUACGGAACUAAAUUAUCAAGAUCAUACGGAUGCAGAGGACUCUUGUAUAAAAUGUGCAGUUAGUCCCGAAUCGUACGAUAAUAGUAUGGCAAGAUCAUUCGCUGAUAGCAAUCAAUAUUCAAAUGAAGAAUGUUCGACAUGCUGUCGAAGUAGUAGUUCGACACUGACGAAAGAUUACAGUGAAAUGACGAAAUGUGGAAAUGACGCAGACGAUAUGCAGGACAUGUCCUUAGACGAAUGUCCAUCUUGUAAAACUGCUCAGUCACGGUCGUCUAGUCAUCACGGUGAAAAUAAAGAAUGGACAGCUAUCGCAGAUGUUGAAUAUGACUAUCCGCAAUGGCAAUGGUUGGCUCGAGAAAAUACAUUUAGGCAAAUGACUCAAGAAUCGAAACAUUCCAGCCAAGGGAGGCGAAGUGAGCAAAAUUGUAGAAUGAAUCUAUGCGAUAUUCUUCCCCCUCCUCCCUACGAAAGAGAAUCACCGUAUAGAGAAAUGCAUGCAUUCGCCAGUAACUCUGGCGCGUCAGGUUGUUCAGGUCAUACUUAUCGCAGUUAGUGUAAUUUAUUUUCGAAAGAUAUCAUUAGACAGUAAUAAAAGCAAUACUAACUUUAAGAAUGUACAUAUACAAUGUAAAAAAGGUUGUCAAACUUUUAGAAUAGGGGAUUGUCACACCGCUACGUAAAUUAAAGUUUGCUUUGAAAUAUGAUCUUACAAAAUUUAAUGAAACAAUUAUAAAAAAAUCUAGUCUUAUUUGUCUUUAUGAUUAAUAUACUAUAUUUAAAUUAAAUUUAAAAAGCGGUGUCGAAGCUGGUUGUACCGUAAGGGUUGUAGUAUGUGAACGUGUUUCUAAUAGACUGCCAUAUAACGUAAAGUAGUAAAAAUAGAAUUCAUCUUUCUCUAGUGUCUGUGAUAUAGUAUAAUUUUGAUUGUUUAUAAUUUUGUACAUAAUUUGAAAUAUUUGAUAUCCUUAUACAAUUUUUAACUCUUACCUAUAUAUUGCAUGUAGUUUAAUAAAUUUAAAACAGGACUUUACAUGAAAACUCACAUUUGUAGAUUUUUGUACUGAAUUCCGAUUUGUAGACUCAUUUAAUGGUUUUUUAUUUGUAUAUUUUGAUGGCCCGUAAAAGUAUAUUAAAUUAUUAUUACAUUUCUA